AGGCAUCGCUCAUUCGCAAACCUGAGCACUCUUCUUCUAUCUUGGGCUUUCUCUCGAGGAACUGGUUAUUACAUUUCGCAACUUGGAGACGAAUUGAAUUCAAACACAAUGGCAGUGGUCUCAGAAAAGCCCGCAGGCUUCGCUGAGCUUUCCAAGAACAAGAGGGUCUUGGCCUGGUGCCUCCUAAUCUUUAUUCUACCCAUCAACUUUGGGUAUGAGCUCGCACUCGUCGGCAACAUCCUCGCGAUCCCUGCCUUCCUCGACCGCUUCGGAACGACCACGACCUCCGGCAUCAAAGAGAUUCCGGCUCACGACCAGCAAAUCCUCAAUGCGUCAACUACUGUGGGUAUCGUGCUAGCAGCAUAUUGCACGGGAUUCAUCUCGGAUAUCAUUGGGCGCCGUAUGGUAGUCAUAUGUGGCUGUAUCCUUUGCAUUGCCGGGAUCAUCGUACAGGGCUUCUCGAACUCGAUCUUGAUGCUCUUUGGCGGCAAGCUCAUCAGCACUGUCGGUUAUGGUCUGGGCCACGCUCUAGGACCCGUCUAUGUCGCCGAGAUUGCGCCGAACUCUCUACGAGGAGUUUGUCUCAUUCUUAUCAACACUAUGAUCGUCAUUGGACAGUGGUCUUGUGCUUUGGUCGGCUACGGCGGGUCCUUCAUCAGGAGCGACUGGGGCUGGAGGCUGCCUGUGCUCGCCCAGCUGGCGCCUCCCUUCUUGAUGUUGGUACUUGGAGGAAUCUUGCUGCCAGAGUCCCCGUCGUGGCUCCUGAUGAAGGGAAAACGCGAGGAAGCUGGCAAGUCACUACGCAAAUUCAACGGCCCAAGACACAACGUGGAAGAGAGUCUGGCAAUCAUGGAAGCAACUCUCGGAAAGGAGAAGGCACUGAGUCAAGGUGGCGCCUCAUACUUGGACUGCUUUCGAGGUACCAAUUUGCGCAGGACCACGAUCGUUUGCGUGGUGUAUUUGACCCAGCAAUUUGCUGGUGCUCAGCUGGUUGUGGGAUACCUAUCCUACUUCUUCACUAUUGCUGGGGUGGGCAACCCUAUCGGUAUUGCUCAGGUUUGUUACAGUAUCCAGCUGCUUGGCAAUAUCUGCUCUUGGUUCCUAGUCGAACGAGUCGGUCGCAGGCCAUUGAUAGUCUGGGGAACUGUUGCCAUGACGGCUCUUCUGCUAGUGAUUGGUGGUCUGGGUGUUCCCAAGAGCAACCAAAGCGCUCUUACUGCUAUGGUUGCACUCAUGGCUCUUUGGGGAUUUAUAUCUCAACUUUCGAUUGGCGCCGUAGGGUAUGCCGUCGGUGGCGAAACUGCAUCCCCUCGUCUUCGUCAAAAGACCUACUCUAUCAACGUGAUGAGCAACACGGCGGCCGCGUGUCUCGUCACACAGCUGAUGCCGUUCUUAAUCAAUCCCAGCAACGCCAAUCUCGGGGGCAAGGUUGCAUUCGUCUUCUUUGGACCAUCGCUGCUAUGUUCUAUCUAUCUCUACUUCUGCUUCCCGGAGAUGAAGGGUCGCAGUUACUUGGAGCUGGAGAACAUGUUCCAGAAGCGACUGCCGACUCGAGAGUUCAAGAACUAUCGUUCCGAAAUUGAGACCAUUGAGGUGGAUGAUGGAGAGAAGGUUGCGGUGGUCCUGAAGGAUUGACGCAUAAAUUGAUACUUACAAGUGCCGAGGCUAUUGUUCUGCUAUGCGCAGGGCCUACAACAGCAACGAAGAUCGAUAAGCAUUAAUGCAAUUCUUCCCAAAUUGCAAAUGUUCACCGGACAAGACUCCAUGCAAUGGAUACUCUCUAUGUUCUGAGAAUACAGUCUUUACAGAUACCUCUGAAAUGAUCUAUCGAUGAAGUGGGGCUUGAUGGCGUACUCGGAGUCCGUGAUACCCGGAAUCCGUAACGGUCGCCAAUUUCCUAAAGAAGUCAUCAC
This is a messenger RNA of Colletotrichum acutatum, 1913 nucleotides long. RefSeq names its product maltose permease. Lineage: Eukaryota; Fungi; Ascomycota; Sordariomycetes; Glomerellales; Glomerellaceae. Bases 109 to 1635 code for a protein of 508 amino acids. Gene Ontology annotation, cellular component: membrane. Gene Ontology annotation, molecular function: carbohydrate:proton symporter activity. Gene Ontology annotation, biological process: carbohydrate transport; transmembrane transport. The transcript is spliced from 4 exons. The record is from RefSeq and is a predicted model, not a curated record.